This is a messenger RNA of Pangasianodon hypophthalmus (striped catfish), 3605 nucleotides long. RefSeq names its product host cell factor C2 (gene hcfc2). Gene Ontology annotation, cellular component: histone methyltransferase complex. The record is from RefSeq and is a predicted model, not a curated record. Gene Ontology annotation, biological process: chromatin remodeling; regulation of DNA-templated transcription. Bases 392 to 2668 code for a protein of 758 amino acids. Gene Ontology annotation, molecular function: protein binding; transcription coactivator activity. NCBI's taxonomy places the organism in Eukaryota, Metazoa, Chordata, Actinopteri, Siluriformes, Pangasiidae. The transcript has 17 exons.
GAAGAACAAGAGCAACACAGUGUAAAUCCGACUUAAUAAACAUCCUUCUUUACUUCCGCUUGUUCAAGCUUUUAAAAACUAUCUCAUGAUUUCACCACAUUUCUUCAGUAACUCCAAGAAAAUUGUUGACAAAGUUAUAAAGCUUUGCAAUAAUGUUUAAUAAUGCCGACUAUAAUGAUAAACCAUCUCUCAACAGCAGUUUAUAGUGCAGUUUGUAGUGCGGAAGGGAGAAAGGGGAGAGUAGGCGAGUAAUAGUUGAUUUGAAACGCGUCCCUUUGAUAACGGCGGCACCGCGUCCGACACAAAACUCCGGCCGGCGGUGCAGCGUUCAAUGUCUUGAGUGGUACACUGUUUAAAAAACAAACAAACAUCUUUAUAAUUGUUUGUAAGGAUGGGAAGCGAGGCUCCUCUGUGGAAGCGCGUGCAGGCGUUUACCGGCCCGGUUCCUCGGGCAAGACACGGACACCGAGCGGCGGCCAUCCGGGAGCUGAUAGUGGUGUUUGGAGGUGGAAAUGAAGGAAUAGCGGAGGACCUGCAUGUUUAUAACACAGUUUCCAGACAGUGGUUUCUUCCUGCAGUGAGAGGGGACAUCCCCCCUGGCUGUGCCGCACAUGGUUUGGUGUGUGAAGGCACACGCAUUCUGGUGUUUGGAGGAAUGGUGGAAUUUGGACAAUACAGCAACAGUCUCUACGAGCUGCAGGCCAGUCGCUGGCUGUGGAAGAAGCUGAAGCCGCGGCCACCAAAGAAUGGUUCGCCUCCUUGCCCUCGUCUGGGACACAGCUUCACUCUCCAUGGCAACAAGUGCUACCUGUUUGGAGGGCUGGCCAAUGACAGUGAAGACUCAAAUGGCAACGUGCCUCGAUAUUUGGAUGAUUUCUAUGAGCUGGAGCUACAGACACAGUCAGGAGUCAAAGGCUGGAUCAUCCCUGAAACAAAAGGAGGGGGUCCAUCACCCAGGGAAUCUCACACGUGUGUGGCGUACAGCGGAAAGAGCGGCAGCUCCCCGAAGCUUUACAUUUUUGGGGGCAUGUGUGGGAAUAGACUAGCAGAUCUGUGGCAGCUGGAUAUCGACACUAUGACCUGGUCAUUACCUAAAACUGCAGGACCCUGUCCUUUACCGAGAAGUCAACACUCUUCAAAUGUGAUUGGAAACCAGAUGUAUGUGUUUGGUGGCUGGGUUCCUGCAGAGAAGAAUGCUGUAGGAGCAGAAUGGAUCUGUACUAACUCUAUGUCAGUGCUAAACCUCGACACAAUGAUGUGGCAUGGUCUGACCCCUGAGCGCCAGCGGCAGCGGCAGUCAGGCACAGCCAUAGAGGAGGGGGAAGAGAAAGGUCAUAUCCACUGGCUGAAAGCUCGCGCGGGUCAUUGCGCUGUGGCCAUCGGAACGCGCCUGUACAUCUGGAGUGGACGAGAUGGCUAUAGGAAAUGCCGGAACUACCAAGUGUGCUUCAAAGACCUGUGGUAUUUGGAAACAGAGAAGCCAGCGACACCAGCUGCUGUGUUUUUGGUCAAGUCCACUAUCAACAUGUUGCAUGUAGCCUGGCACCCUUUACCUGCAGCCGAGUGCUACCUGCUUCAGUUGCAGUACGUUGCUCCGCCUCCAGCCUCACAAACACAGCCCUCUGAUUCGCCAACUAUCCCAACCCCACCCACUAGUCUCACAGAGGGGGAGGAGCCUCUACAGAGACAUACACAGUCAGAGCCGUCUCGUGGAGAAAGAGAUGGAAACUACGAGAGCUCAGCACUACAGAACACCUUUGUGAUCCCACAGGAGAGGACUGGCAGUGGUGAAGCCAGAGCAGAGACCACAGAUAAACAGAACAAAUUGGAGUUCAAUCCUGUAGCUGGCAUCAACACAGAUGAGUCUGUAAAUAGGCAGCAGACGGCCACUUUGAGACCUGUGACAGAAGAAGCGAAUGACCAGAAUGGGACUAAAUCUCAGCAACUGCAAGAACAUGAAAAUCUACCCAACCCUUCAGGACAGAGUGAAAGAGCUGAUGUCUCUGCAUGGUUCGAUGUUGGUAUAUUUAAAACACUCUUUGCUGAGGUCACACACUACUAUCUACCCUCUGAGAAUAGGAGCACUGACCAAAUCUCCAGUGACAGUGAGUGGAAGAUGCCAGGACCUCACAGUUUUGAAGGACGGGAAAAGCAGGAGCUUACAUCUAAUGUUACCUACCGGUUCAGAGUAGCAGGCCUAAAUUGCUGUGGCCGAGGAGACUUCAGUCCCAUUGGGGAAUUUAAGACGUGCCAUCCUGGAUUCCCAGAGGCACCUCCUGCUGUCAAAAUCACUAAGGCAUGUGAUUCAGUACACAUCACAUGGGAGUCGCCCUCCAACGCAUCAGGGAAAAUUCAGGAAUAUUCCAUGUACCUGGCAGUGAAGAAGACGCGAGGAAACGCCUCGGAGAAGCCGGGAGAUCUUACCUUUAUACGCAUUUACCGUGGUGCCAAAACCUCAUGUACAGUGAACGCUGCGAAUCUGAGUAACGCAUACAUCGACUGCUCGGCUCGUCCUGCCAUUGUGUUCCGCAUCGCCGCCAAGAACGAACGUGGCUACGGGCCUGCCACUCAGAUCCGCUGGCUACAAGAGAGCAAUAAAAUCAAAUCAGCUUUAAAACCAGACUCCAGCCCUACCAACCCUGAGCCAGACGACAUUAUUAGCUCAUGAUGGCUGCAUGGGAACCGUUCUCACUCUCAAAUCAGCUGGGCCUAUUUUCACAGGAGCCAUACAGUGUUUUAUUUUGUAUUUUCUAACAUUCUGUUCAGUCUCAGCUAUAGAUAAUACAACUUUUAUGUACCUAAGUGCAUUUGUACUUGCUGUAAAUGUAUGUUUCCUAACUUAUUUUUUAUACUGUGGAUUGUUGUACAUAAACAUUUUUAAGCUGUUAGUUUUUCACAAAUUAGUGUUUUAGUGAUGAAGUGUUUUGUUUCCAAAUCGGCAUUUUUCUCAGUGAAGGCUGAUCCUAUAUUUUUGUAUUUUUACUUAAAAUACACCCCUCAAAUAAUUUCCUGAAAACAGACAAAAUCUGCAUAGAAAUACCCUUUAAUCUGCUAUCUACCUGUGUUCAGCAAGUUUUAGGUGUUAAUGGUUCAAAACAAUUCAUUUUAUAUUCUGUAAAUGAUGUCAGUCUUUGGGGCUAGAUGGUUUAUUUUGCAGUGUUAGGCUCCUCCAAAACCUCUGCAGUUCAAAGUAUUACUACUAUUCAGAGAAGCCCUUGAGCAAUUUGCUAAAAUUGUAAUAACUUACACAUAACUACACAACCUCCACAUAAACUGAUUUAAAGGCAUUACUGUCUACAUUACAUUAAGUUUUCUGUAAGGAGCUCUUUAACAGUUACGUAAGGAGUCUCUAGUGUCAGCAUUUAUUCUAGUCAGAGAUAAAGCUGUAACUCAAUGUUCAGACACAGGAAAGUCUUCAGGACAGAGGGUUAGGUGCAUUUUUCGUCUUACUAACUUCAAAAGAGAGAAAGAGAUAAAAAUGCUGGUUAUAGCUGGAGACUGGUUAUAGAUUUUAUAACAUGUGACAACAGGACCUAACUUUCUUCAUGGAUGUUACCCAACAUUAAAUGUGACUAUAAAUCAAUUAUAAAUCAAAAAAUACAACU